CUUAGGCGUGCUUGAUGGACCCAUCGUGGAGUGAAUCACAGACUUACACAGGCCUUGAAACCCCGGGCGGUUUCAGAUAGGCUUCUCACAAUCGGUGGCUGGUUUGCACCGGGACCUCUUGGAUUUCCCUUUCAAAAAUGGAGAAGAGGGAUCACAGGGGCUGAAGGGGGACCAUGGGAAAUGCAAAGGCAGGCACUCGUGAUGGUGGGGCCCAGCGGCCGGACGCUCGGUGCCGACUCUCCCUCUGGGCUGCUAGCUUUCCUGCAUGCGGCUCUUUAUGAAACAGCUCUUCCAUGGCAAGGGACAACUGGUAAGAGUGACUGAAUCCAUUCUGUUACUGAGGCCAAGCAACAAACAACUUGGUUAGCCAUCUGACUCUAUAAUCAGAGCUCUAAUUACCCCAGCGGAGUAGACAGAACGGACGGUUAUGAAAUUCAGCUGAGGGGAACAAAACACACACACCCCAACGUGUGGGUCAGCAGACUCUAAGUUCCUCACCCUCAGUUAACCUUUCUGAACUGGGCCUUCCCAUCAAAGGGAUUGGCCAACGAAUGUGAGGUGAAGAUCCUAAUGUGUGAAAAUGAAGUCCCAGGCAACCAUGAUUUGCUGUUUAAUGUUAUUUCUGGCCAUAGAAUGUUCUCACUAUAGAUCCAAGAUCCACAUAAAAGAUGGAGAUAAACUUCAACAUCCUGAAGGGAAACUCAAGACUGGAAGGAUACAAGAGAAAUGCCGAGGACCUUGCAUCCCUGCUUCCAACUGCAGCCAGCCCUGUGCUCAGCCCUUUCAUGGAGAAAUAGGGUUUACAUGUCAUCAAAACAAGUGGCAAAAAUCAACUGAAACAUGUACAAGCCUUUCUGUGGAGACACUCUUUAAGCAGGACUUCAAUAGUGCAUCACGCCUUCCUCUAGCAGCAUCAUCCAUACCCGUGCACGUUCUUGACUUUCGAGCACCAGAGCCUGUGAAGAGUGUAGCUCAAGGAAUCCGCAGGAACUGUCCAAUUGAUUAUGCCUGCAUACUCGAUGUUGUGAAAUCAUCAGAAGCCACGUCUGGAAACAUCGCAUUUAUAGUGGAGUUACUAAGAAAUAUUUCUACAGAUUUGUCUGAUAAUGUUACCCAAGAUAAAAUGAAGAGUUAUAGUGAAGUGGCCAACCACAUCCUUGACACAGCAGCCAUUUCAAAUUGGGCUUUCAUUCCAGACAAAAAUACCAGCUCGGAUUUGUUGCAGUCAGUGAAUCUGUUUGCGAGGCAACUCCGCCUCCACAAUGAAUCUGAGAACCUUGUGGAUGAACUCUUCAUCCAGGCAAAAGGGCUUCGCAUCAACCACAAUACCUCAGAGGAGAAGUUCAAUUUCUCCGCAAGCAUGAACAGUACAACAGAGGGUAUCUUAGGAAUGAUAGAAAUUCCCACGCAAGAGCUGUGGAACCUGCCACCAAAUGCAUCCCAAGCCAUCAGCAUAGCCUUUCCCACCUUGGGGACCAUACUGAGGGAAGUCCACUUGCAAAAUGUGAGUCUUCCUAGACCUGUAAAUGGUCUCGUCCUUUCGGUGAUUUUACCAGAAGGACUGAAGCAAGUCUUAUUCACCUUCGAGAAGAUCAACAAAUCCCGCAGUGCCAGGGCACAGUGUGUUGGCUGGCACUCGAGGAAAAGGAGGUGGGAUGAGACUGCCUGUGAAACCACGUUGGAGAUCAUGAACAGAGUGAAAUGCUUGUGUAACUACACCAACAUGGUGAUGUCCUUUUCCAUUCUAAUGUCCCCCAAAUCUAUAGACAACAAAGUCUUGGACUACAUCACCUGCAUUGGGCUCAGCAUCUCCAUCUUUAGCUUGAUUCUUUGCCUGAUCGUCGAAGCCGCAGUGUGGUCCCGGGUGGUUGUGACGGAGGUGUCAUACAUACGUCACGUGUGCAUCGUGAACAUAGCCGUGUCGCUCCUGAUUGCUAAUGUGUGGUUCAUCAUAAACUCUAACUUCCACAAAAAGGCCCAGGACUCCAACUGGUGUGUUGCACUGACAUUUUUCAGCCACUUCUUCUACCUCUCUCUGUUUUUCUGGAUGUUCUUCCAAGCACUGCUCAUCAUCUACGGAAUAUUGGUUGUUUUCUGUAGGAUGAUGAAAUCCCGCAUGAUGGCCAUUGGCUUUGCCGUUGGCUAUGGGUGCCCGUUGGUCAUUGCUGGCACCACAGUUGCUGUCACAGUGCCAGAGAAGGGCUACAUGAGACCCGAUGCCUGUUGGCUUAACUGGGACAGUACCAAAGCCCUUUUAGCAUUUGCCGUCCCAGCCUUAGUCAUUGUGGCCGUGAAUCUUGUGGUGGUUUUGGUUGUUGCUGUCAACACUCAGAGGCCCUCUAUUGGCAGUUCCAAGUCUCAGGAUCUGGCCAUAAUUAUGAGGAUCAGCAAAAAUGUUGCCAUCCUCACCCCAUUGCUGGGACUGACCUGGGGUUUUGGAGUAGCUACACUUCUAGAAGGCACUUCCUUGAUAUUCCAUAUAAUCUUUGCCCUUCUCAAUGCUUUCCAGAGACAUUGAGCUGUGGCAUCUCUCACCCUAUUGAUCGUCAAGUUGGAUUUAGCUGAUCAGGCUGACUGGGUGGGAACCUCUUUCCUUCUGUCCUCAACCGAUCCACCUGUAUCCCUCCUGAAGUUUCAGUGUCAGAAGAAGUUGGCCUUCACUUAUAGAGAACCAGUCUUUGGUCAAAGAUGUGUGAGUCUACACUCACAUGGUAUGCCUCAAAACAAAGAAGUUUUUAUCCUUUCUCAAGCAGUUGGGAACUCAGUGAAAUAGUCAUUUUCCAUAGUAUGACGAGACAGGACCUGCCAUUCUCUUUGAGUGUUAACCAGUUGGGAGUUCUCAUGGCUCUUUCCUGUGAAAUAAAUCUAGGUUCUUCUUCAUUGAAAUGGAUCUUGCUGCAUGUUGCCUGACCCUAGAACUGUCACUUUUCUCUGGGCCUCACCCAUCUCCUUAGUAAAAUAAAGAUACGAAUCUGAGAUCAUCUCUCUCUUCUUUUCUUUUCUUUUCUUUUCUUGCUCUACCAUACUUGGUUUGGCAAAAUUAUCCCUCUAAUAGUUGCUUUACUCUAUGUUGGCUACUGAACUUGUACUUUUGGGAAGCUGUCACUAGCCAGACUGCUUUCCAUACCUAUGAGUAAUAGCAAGUUUGGCAGGUUCAUAUCCUUAAUUGUGCUUUUAAUCAGGGGUUGGCAAACUCCAGCCUGCUGCCUGUUUUUGUAAAUAGGUUUCCUGGAAUAAAGCCAUACACGUUCGUUUACAUUUUGCCUGUGGUUGCUUUUGAGCUACGAUGGCAAAGUUGAGCAGUUCUAACAGAAACUGUGUAGCCCGCAAAGCCAAAAAUAUUUAUUAUCUGGUUCUUCACACACACACACACACAA
Molecule: messenger RNA, 3377 nt
Organism: Leptonychotes weddellii (Weddell seal)
Lineage: Eukaryota; Metazoa; Chordata; Mammalia; Carnivora; Phocidae
Source: RefSeq, a predicted model, not a curated record